This is a messenger RNA of Patella vulgata (common limpet), 3191 nucleotides long. RefSeq lists its product as uncharacterized. The transcript is spliced from 12 exons. The record is from RefSeq and is a predicted model, not a curated record. NCBI's taxonomy places the organism in Eukaryota, Metazoa, Mollusca, Gastropoda, Patellidae. The coding region runs from base 201 to 2189 and encodes 662 amino acids.
ACUACUACAGCAACGAGCUGUCAAAUAGAUAAAGCAUGAGAAUAAUAUAUUAAGUACGCGAUCUUUCAAAUGUAAAUUAUCUCUAUAUUCAGAACUACUUGAUAGCGUGUUAGCAACACAUUCAUAGCUUUAGUUCCUAGAUAGUAUUUCAGGAUAUUGAUAUAACUAUGGCUGAUAUAGAUUAAAGUUUUAGUGCAGUCAUGCCGAAACUUGGGAGACGGAGUGAACGUUCGGGAUUUGAAUUAAUCCAAGUUCCUUUAUCUUUGCCGCCACAAGAUGGACCGUUUGGUACAGAUUAUACACCUGUAUUUGCUUCCCGUAUUGUUGGAGGGGUACAUGUACCGGUAUUGGAAAAACCGUAUAAAGUUGCUGGUGAUAUAAAUCGUUCAUCUCAUACAGAGCCACUGUAUCCACUGGCAGAAAAACCAAACUAUAUUGAUCCUAAAGUGUUAAGAGAAUAUUCAAAAAAAUUUCCAACCAAUAGAGCAUAUCCAGAACAAAGUUUCUUUGGCUUACCAACCACUUAUUCCAAGAGGCCAGAUUCAAAAGAUAUCAACCGCAAAUAUCCAACACUACCUCCCAUCAAUGCCAACCGAGUCCGCAACAUGGACAUGUCCACAGUUUUUGAGCCCGAACCCUGGACAAAAAAAUAUAAAUAUAACGAUGGAUUAUUGUCAUCCAAAGGCAGUGAAAAAAAUACAAACUCUAAGAUGGAUGAAGUGGAUCAAAAAGAAGAUAAACCUCUAUUUUAUGACCCUAGAAAUAAAGCCAGUCUUCAACAGGCUCCUAGUUUAAUAUCACCUCGUAAUGCUUACGAAAUCAGAUCUGAUCAACGCAAAAGUCUCGAGCACCAUUCACCAUCCCCACCCCCUGCACCUGCCACUGUACAUAGAAAUAUUAGAGAGGAAUUAUUGAAAUAUUUACCGAGAAAUGAGUUUCUGCCAGAAAAAACAAUUCGAUUGAACGAUGAUGAUGAAUGGGAGUUAUUAAAAAUUUUAGGACAAGAACUGGAGGGUGAAGAUCCACUCAAAUUACGACAUGUAUAUAUUAGCAUUACUAAAAAUGGAGAUAAGCAGUUAUGUGGCUGGUGUUCCUAUAAAUCCCUAGUUUAUGCAUUACAGGACUAUAAGGUGAAUAUAUCAUCUGAUAUUUUAAGAAUAACAGCUGGUUUAUUUAUAGAUCCGGAUAGAGAACCACAAAAUGUCAACUAUGAAAAAUUUCUCUCAUUUGUUGGAGCAGCAUUAAAAAAUUUUGGCAAAAGUCCGAGAGCAGGAAGAUAUAGUCCAAAUGAUUUUACUUUGAUAGAAGAUGACAGACCCGAGUAUUUUGAUGUAAAGAGCAUAUCACCCCGGGCACAAAGUAUGGAACAUAUCUUUAAUGAUAGAGAAGUUACAAAACUGCUACGAAUGACAGAAAUGCAAUUAAAUAACCAAGGAUUCAGAAUUGAUUUUGAGAAAUUAAUAGCAGAUUUCCAAUUAGCCGACAGAGAAUUCAGAGAAACUUUAUCAGAGCAUCAGAUCAAAGAAAUAUGCUAUGCAUGUCAUCUUCCCCUUACAGAAUCUUUAAUGAAACAUAUAUUACAUAGAUGUCAAGAUCUUAACAAGGAUGGACAAUAUAAUUGGAUCAAGUUUGUAUAUUUCCUUGAGAGAGUACAGCCUUCCAAAACUGGUUUAUAUAUUCCCCGUGGUAAGAGACCAUUAGAUUAUGCUAAACAUGUUCCUCAACCAACUACAGAAUGGCCAAAACCUAAAAGCCCUGGUUUACAACCUCCAUUGUGGAGAAGAGAAGAGGUAGUUAAAAGUAAAACACCAGAAAGAAUACAACUACACGGUCCUCAAUCAGAUAGAGGUGAAGUACAAGGUAGCAGAAUGGACAUAGAUAGAAUGGAUAGAGAACUUAAAGAACUAGAGAAAAAUUAUGAGGUUAUGAAAAGAAAUUUGAAGGCAGAUGAUUCCUCACCGUGGUUUAAAAGAUUUAUGGAGUUAGCAAAUGCUUUGUAUGGACAAGAUGUCUCUAAUUCUGGUUUACUGCCAUAUGAUGAUGUUUGGAAUUGGACCCGUUUACAUAAUGAAGCUUGUAACUUAAAUAUACCAGACUAUGUGAUAUCCAAGGCUUUGGGUGAAGCAUCGCAAAGUGGAAAAGUCAAUAUUCAUUAUUUCUUGACCAAACUCGGAAACCGAGACUGGUAAAAUAUAUGUAAAGAUGGUGUUUGAAAUUAAAUUUAAUUUAAACUAAGCUUUCCAAAAUUUUGUUUUCAUUACUAUAUCAUAUUUUGUUAUCAUUGUAGAUUGUAAUUUUCUCCUUAUGAAUAUUAUUUAAUUAAGCAUACUGUUUGAUUUAUUAUAUGGUUGACAUUGUUAAAUCGCCACACAAAAUUUUUAAUUUGUUAAAAUCAACAUUGCCAGAAAUUCAGUUGAAUUAUUCUUAUAAUUAUUGUUCAAUUGUAUGAAUUUAAGCUAUAAAUAUUGUAGAGUUGUAUAUCCUAGUCAGUACUGAUAAACAAGUGUACUUUAGUUAAUCUUUAGUUUAAAUCUAUACAUGUAUUAUUAUUUUUUUCCUUCUGAGUAAGUGUCGAUAACUUUUUACACAGAUUCUAAAAUUCAUGUGAUUCCCUUGCUCAACUAAUUCUAGAAUCUUUUUCUGGGAAAAUGAAAGACAAAGUUUUAGUAUAACAUGUAUUAAAUCUGUUGUGCUUUAUAGCAUAAGGUUGACAGCAUUAUUUGCUUAUUGUCUUCCAAAUGAAAUGUAUUUGUUAUUUUAUUUUUACUUUUUAUGAUAUAUGUUUUCAUUUACCAUUAGAUAUAUUUAUAUUUCUAGCUUGUAGUUAUAAACUUUCUCUUAUAUAAUUUUACUUUUAAAGAUUUAAACUUUAUAUUAUAGUUUCAAAGAUAUGUCUGUGAUACAGAAAUCGUUACUCAUACUAUUCUGUCCAUUUAUUUAUUAAGUGUGUGUAUAAAUUACUGAACUACUACAUGUAGAUUGAUAUAUAUUACUAGUAUCAUGUUUAUCUUUCGUUAUUGUUUGUAUCUCUUAUUAAAUAUUUGUUGCCAUUAAACUCUGUGAAAGGUAUUUUAAUCAUUUAUUCAACUGUGAUAGUUGUAUAUAUUUUACGCUAAAAUUUGUAAAAGAUUAAAAAUGUUAAAAUGUUGUCUACAGUAUAUUAUGGAAUUAAUAAAAAAUAAUUUUCUUCA